GGCACCGGAAGCGGUACGGCGGAGUGACCGGAAGCGGCGCCGGUCGGUGGCGGAGGUGCCAUGGAGGCCGCGCUGACCGAUCUGUACGACCCGGCGCUGCUGGGCAUCCUGCAGCACGUGGGGAACGUGGAGCAGUUCCUGCGCGUCCUCUUCGGUUUCCUGUACCGCAAAACCGACUUCUACCGCCUGCUGCUGCGCCCCGGGGACCGCCUCGGCUUCCCGCCCGGCGCCGCGCGCGCCAUGGCCCUGCAGGCGUUCCAAGUCUUUGAGCAAAUGGCCCGGCAGGAUGAUGAGAAGAGGCGCCAAGAGCUGGAGGCGAAGCUGAGGAAGAAGGAGGAAGAGGAGGAGGCUGCUGCAGCUGCCGAGAGGAUGCAUCUGUCCUCUGCAGUUCAGGAAGUUGAGGUAGAGACAACAGCGGAAUAUGACACAGCACCGGCUGCCGAGGGAGCUGCAGGGCCACCGGAGUCGGCUGGAGCACAGGACACAGGCCCCAGUCCCGCACUGGCAGAGCCCUCCGCAGCCACGGCUUCAGCAGAGCCUCCACCAGCAGCACGGCCGGCGAAACAGGAGCAGUUCCAGACAGACCCGGACAGCUACAACGGAGCUGUGCGAGAGAAUUAUGCCUGGUCCCAAGACUACAGUGACCUGGAGAUUAAAGUGCCUGUGCCUAAGCACAUCGUAAAAGGCAAACAGGUGUCUGUGGAUAUCAGCAGCAGCACGAUUCGCGUAGCAGUGCUGGAGGGGAGCAGCCAGCACGUCCUCAUGGAAGGGAAACUCACCCAUAAGAUCAACACGGAGAGUUGCCUCUGGAGCCUGGAGCCCGGAAAGUGCAUCUUGGUAAGGACAGCCUGCACCAGCUGUGUCUCCAUGCUUUGGCUUCCAGCUCCGCCAGGCUCAACCUGGAAAACUGGAGCAGCUGGAAGUUUGAGCCAGAUCAACCUGAACAAAGGGGAUGAGUACUGGUGGAAUGCCAUCCUGGAGGGCGAGGAGCAGAUCGACAUCGACAAGAUCAACAAGGAGCGCUCCAUGGCCACAGUGGAUGAGGAGGAGCACGCCGUGCUCGACCGCCUCACCUUCGAUUACCACCAGAAGCUGCAGGGCAAGCCCCAGAGCCACGAGCUGAAGGUGCACGAGAUGCUGAAGAAGGGCUGGGACACUGAGGGCUCCCCUUUCCGCGGCCAGAAGUUUGACCCCUCCAUGUUCAACAUCUCCCCCGGUGCCGUGCAGUUUUGAUGGAGAUGACCCAGUUGAGAAACAAAACGGGAAGAGGAGAAACCCCACCAGCUUCUUGACCCUGGCAUCCAAUGCCCACUCGGUGUUGCCAGCGCCCAAAUUCCUCUGCCUUCGCCGUUGGAUGGAAACCUGGGAAUGCAGAUUUCCGUCCCGUCACCAAGGCAACCCGAGCGGCUGGGACCCUUCUCCUCUCCUCGCUUCGCACUGGCUCUGUUGUUUUGCAGGAAUAGACAAAGCUCGUUGGGUGACAGAGUUGUUAUUUCUGGUGGCUGAGGAUGAUGCUUUUUUGGGGUUUCUGGCAGUGCUGAUCCCUCCCUGACCCAGCAUUGGGCACCUUUGCCCCUCGCAGAUGGAACCAUGCUCUCCGCACCUCUGGGAAUGGCGGGGAUCCCUCCCUUGCUCACCCGGCAUCCCUCAAAUCCACGUGCCGGGCCCUGCUCCAGGGGCUCUGUGCUCCCCCUGCCCAGCCAAAGGGCCCUAUCCAGCGCUGGGAUGAACUGGGAGUGCACUGAGAUGGCACUGAGAGGGUGCUGGAAUGCACUGGAAUGGAGCUUGGAUGGCACCAGCAUGCAUUGGGGUGCACUGGGAUGGACUUGGAGGGUGCUGGAAUGCACUGGGAUGGCACUGGGAUGGCACCAGGAUGUAUUGGGGUGCACUGGGAUGGAACUGGGAUAGACUGGGACACAUGUAGCACUGAGAUGGCACCAGGAUGCACUGGGUGCACUGGAAUGGCCUGAGCUGACACUGGGAUGCACUGGGACACCCAGCACCAGAGCUGCCCCCGAGGAUUUGCUCCCCUCUUCCUCGGGGUGGCUGAGGGUGUGGCUACCAUUCCAGCCUCGUGGCCACCAGUCACCCCACCCCAUCCCAGUAUUCCCAGUAUCCCCAGGUCCCUCCAUCACCCUGACCCCCCCACCCCUUUGCAAUAAAUACGAUUGG
Cuculus canorus (common cuckoo) is the source of this 2172-nucleotide messenger RNA. It is a transcript of the gene NUDCD3, whose product is annotated as NudC domain containing 3. The transcript is spliced from 6 exons. Bases 61 to 1233 code for a protein of 390 amino acids. Gene Ontology annotation, biological process: protein folding. Gene Ontology annotation, cellular component: cytoplasm. The record is from RefSeq and is a predicted model, not a curated record. Lineage: Eukaryota; Metazoa; Chordata; Aves; Cuculiformes; Cuculidae.